UGGCUCAAAGAGAGGAAGUCUCGCCAGUCGGGUACAGGGUUCCUCCAGGCCUGGGCCGACUUCCUCAUCACUAGACGCGUUUGAGAAACUAAGGCUCAGCCAUGGCAGAUGCCGAGAUGGCCGCAUUUGGGGCCGCAGCCCCCUUCCUGCGCAAAUCUGAGAAGGAGCGGCUGGAGGCGCAGACCAGGCCUUUCGACCUCAAGAAAGAUGUGUUUGUGCCUGAUGACAAGGAAGAGUUUGUCAAGGCCAAGAUUGUGUCUCGAGAGGGUGGCAAAGUCACUGCUGAGACAGAGAAUGGCAAGACGGUGACCGUGAAGGAAGACCAGGUGAUGCAGCAGAACCCGCCCAAGUUCGACAAGAUUGAAGACAUGGCCAUGCUGACCUUCCUACACGAGCCGGCCGUGCUGUACAACCUCAAGGAGCGCUAUGCCUCCUGGAUGAUCUACACCUACUCGGGCCUCUUCUGCGUCACUGUCAACCCCUAUAAGUGGCUGCCAGUGUAUAAUGCUGAAGUGGUGGCUGCCUACAGGGGCAAGAAAAGGAGCGAGGCCCCGCCCCACAUCUUCUCUAUCUCUGACAAUGCCUAUCAGUACAUGCUGACAGAUCGGGAGAACCAGUCCAUCCUUAUCACGGGAGAAUCCGGAGCUGGUAAGACAGUCAACACCAAGAGGGUCAUUCAAUAUUUUGCUGUUAUUGCUGCCAUUGGGGACCGCAGCAAGAAGGACCAGACCCCAGGCAAGGGCACCCUGGAAGACCAGAUCAUCCAAGCCAACCCCGCGCUGGAGGCCUUUGGCAAUGCCAAGACAGUCCGGAACGAUAAUUCCUCUCGAUUUGGAAAAUUCAUUCGAAUCCAUUUUGGGGCAACUGGAAAGUUGGCAUCUGCGGACAUAGAGACCUACCUUCUGGAAAAAUCCAGGGUUAUUUUCCAGCUGAAAGCAGAAAGAGAUUAUCACAUUUUCUACCAAAUCCUGUCUAAUAAAAAGCCCGAGCUUCUAGACAUGCUGCUGAUCACCAACAACCCCUACGAUUACGCAUUCAUCUCCCAGGGAGAGACAACUGUGGCCUCAAUUGAUGACUCUGAAGAGCUCAUGGCCACUGAUAGCGCCUUUGAUGUGCUGGGCUUCACUCCAGAAGAGAAGAACUCCAUUUACAAGCUGACAGGCGCCAUCAUGCACUUUGGAAACAUGAAGUUCAAACAGAAGCAGCGGGAGGAGCAGGCGGAGCCAGACGGCACUGAGGAGGCUGAUAAAUCUGCCUACCUCAUGGGGCUGAACUCAGCCGACCUGCUCAAGGGGUUGUGCCACCCUCGGGUCAAAGUGGGCAACGAGUAUGUCACCAAGGGGCAGAAUGUCCAGCAGGUGUCAUACGCCAUCGGGGCGCUGGCCAAGUCAGUGUACGAGAAGAUGUUCAACUGGAUGGUGACCCGCAUCAACGCAACCCUGGAGACCAAACAGCCACGCCAGUACUUCAUAGGUGUCCUGGACAUCGCCGGCUUUGAGAUCUUCGAUUUCAACAGCUUCGAGCAGCUGUGCAUCAACUUCACCAACGAGAAGCUGCAGCAGUUCUUCAACCACCACAUGUUCGUGCUGGAGCAGGAGGAGUACAAGAAGGAAGGCAUCGAGUGGACGUUUAUUGACUUCGGCAUGGACCUGCAGGCCUGCAUCGACCUCAUCGAGAAGCCCAUGGGCAUCAUGUCCAUCCUGGAGGAAGAGUGCAUGUUCCCCAAGGCCACAGACAUGACCUUCAAGGCCAAGCUGUACGACAACCACCUGGGCAAGUCCAACAACUUCCAGAAGCCUCGCAAUGUCAAGGGGAAGCAGGAAGCCCACUUCUCUUUGGUGCACUACGCUGGCACGGUGGACUACAACAUCCUAGGCUGGCUACAGAAGAACAAGGACCCCCUCAAUGAGACGGUGGUGGGUUUGUACCAGAAGUCCUCCCUCAAGCUGCUCAGCAAUCUAUUCGCCAACUAUGCUGGAGCUGAUGCCCCUGCAGACAAGGGCAAAGGCAAGGCCAAGAAGGGCUCAUCCUUCCAGACCGUGUCCGCUCUGCACAGGGAAAACCUGAACAAACUCAUGACAAACUUGCGCUCCACCCAUCCGCACUUUGUACGCUGCAUCAUCCCCAACGAGACAAAGUCUCCAGGGGUGAUGGACAACCCUCUGGUCAUGCACCAGCUGCGAUGCAAUGGUGUGCUGGAGGGCAUCCGCAUCUGCAGGAAGGGCUUCCCCAACCGAAUUCUCUAUGGGGACUUCCGGCAGAGGUACCGCAUCCUGAACCCAGCAGCCAUCCCUGAGGGCCAAUUCAUUGAUAGCAGGAAAGGGGCUGAGAAGCUGCUGGGCUCCCUGGACAUUGACCACAACCAGUACAAGUUCGGUCACACCAAGGUGUUCUUCAAGGCGGGGCUGCUGGGGCUGCUGGAGGAGAUGCGAGAUGAGAGGCUGAGCCGCAUCAUCACCAGAAUCCAGGCCCAGUCCCGAGGUGUGCUUUCCAGAAUGGAGUUCAAGAAGCUGCUGGAGCGCAGAGACUCCCUGCUGAUUAUCCAGUGGAACAUCCGGGCCUUCAUGGGGGUCAAGAACUGGCCAUGGAUGAAGCUCUACUUCAAGAUCAAGCCCCUGCUGAAGAGCGCAGAGACGGAGAAGGAGAUGGCCAACAUGAAGGAGGAGUUUGGGCGAGUCAAAGAUGCACUCGAGAAGUCGGAGGCUCGCCGCAAGGAGCUGGAGGAGAAGAUGGUGUCCCUGCUGCAGGAGAAGAACAACCUGCAGCUGCAAGUGCAGGCGGAACAAGACAACCUGGCUGAUGCAGAGGAGCGCUGCGACCAGCUGAUCAAGAACAAGAUCCAGCUGGAGGCCAAGGUGAAGGAAAUGACCGAGAGGCUGGAGGACGAGGAGGAGAUGAACGCUGAGCUCACUGCCAAGAAACGCAAGCUGGAAGAUGAGUGCUCGGAGCUCAAGAGGGACAUUGAUGACCUGGAGCUGACACUGGCCAAGGUGGAGAAGGAGAAGCAUGCAACAGAGAACAAGGUGAAAAACCUGACAGAGGAGAUGGCUGGGCUGGAUGAGAUCAUUGUCAAACUGACCAAGGAGAAGAAAGCUCUGCAAGAGGCCCACCAGCAGGCCCUGGAUGACCUGCAGGCUGAGGAAGACAAGGUCAACACUCUGACCAAGGCUAAGGUCAAGCUGGAGCAGCAGGUGGAUGACCUGGAGGGAUCCCUGGAGCAGGAGAAGAAGGUGCGCAUGGACCUGGAGCGAGCCAAGCGGAAGCUGGAGGGUGACCUGAAGCUGACUCAGGAGAGCAUCAUGGACCUGGAGAAUGACAAACAGCAGCUAGAUGAGCGACUUAAAAAGAAGGACUUUGAGUUAAAUGCACUCAAUGCCAGAAUUGAGGACGAGCAGGCCUUGGGCAGCCAGCUGCAGAAGAAGCUCAAAGAGCUUCAGGCACGCAUCGAAGAGCUGGAGGAGGAACUGGAGGCCGAGCGCACAGCCAGGGCCAAGGUGGAGAAGCUGCGCUCAGACCUGACCCGCGAGCUGGAGGAGAUCAGUGAGCGGCUGGAGGAGGCCGGUGGGGCCACGUCUGUGCAGAUAGAGAUGAACAAGAAGCGUGAGGCCGAGUUCCAGAAGAUGCGGAGGGACCUGGAGGAGGCCACCCUGCAGCACGAGGCCACAGCUGCGGCCCUGCGCAAGAAGCACGCGGACAGCGUGGCCGAGCUGGGGGAGCAGAUCGACAACCUGCAGCGUGUGAAGCAGAAGCUGGAGAAGGAGAAGAGCGAGUUCAAGCUGGAGCUGGACGAUGUCACCUCCAACAUGGAGCAGAUCAUCAAGGCCAAGGCUAACCUCGAGAAGAUGUGCCGGACCUUGGAAGACCAGAUGAAUGAGCACCGGAGCAAGGCUGAGGAAACUCAGCGCUCUGUCACCGACCUCACCAGCCAGCGGGCCAAGCUGCAGACAGAGAACGGGGAGCUGUCCCGGCAGCUGGAUGAGAAGGAGGCGCUGAUUUCCCAGCUGACUCGAGGCAAACUCACCUAUACCCAGCAACUGGAGGACCUCAAGAGGCAGCUGGAGGAAGAGGUCAAGGUGAGGCCUGGGCUCUGCCUGGCCCAAGCAUAG
This is a messenger RNA of Myodes glareolus (Bank vole), 4106 nucleotides long. The record is from RefSeq and is a predicted model, not a curated record. NCBI's taxonomy places the organism in Eukaryota, Metazoa, Chordata, Mammalia, Rodentia, Cricetidae.